GACUAUUUCAGUUUUUGAUGUUUUUGGUCUUUAUAUUAAUUUUGUUUUAUUUUUUUUCUUUUCCCCCUCCAGGAAAUGUCUUGGUGAUUAUUGUUAUUUCAGCCACUAAAGGAUUUCAUUCUAUGACAUCUGCUUUUAUUAUUAACCUGGCUGUAAGUGACUGUCUUGUAGGGCUAGGUGUGAUGCCUUUUGUAGCGUUUUCGCUGCUUUAUGAAGACUGGCACAACAUUCAUGAACUUUGCUUGUUUGUGGGCUACAUGUCAUCUGUGUAUUGCACUGCUUCUGUUCUCAGUGUGGCAGCAGUUUCAUUGGAUCGUUACUGGGCUAUUGUGGACUGUCUAAGAUAUGACAGACCAUGGACCACUCGGAAGACCUUAUACACCAUUACAUGGAUCUGGAUUCAAGCUUUACUUACCUGCUGUCCUCCCUUAUUAGGAUGGAGUCAGAUUGUAUAUGUUCCUUCAAAGUAUACAUGUACAACAGACUGGACCACAAGCACUAGUUACACAAUUUUUUUUAUGGCAGUGUCUGUUUUAAUACCGGCAGCUGUGCUUAUAUACUGUCAUAUUAGGACAAUUAGUGUUGCCAGAAGGCAUGCCAAAAAGAUUCAGAUUUUGGAGAGCCAGCUUCAAAGAAAUUCACCAAGGAAAAAAGUUAGCGAAAUAGAUAAACCUACCUGUUCACAAUUAAUUUUUAUAGUUAAUUGUAAAUUUCUUACAGAUUCAAAUUCAUUUGACAGCCAAAGCAUCACCAGCUUUAGUCCAGAUUUACUGAAUCUGAAAAAUGUGAAAAGAGAUAUAUUUUCUGACAAUGACCUUUAUGGCAAGGAUCCCUGUGGUCGAUUUCGCCUUAUAUUUGUUCUAGUGGCUUUUCUAUGCUGUUGGGUGCCUUACAUGGUUGUAAAUCUGAUUCAAGCUAUAGAACAGGCAACUUUGCAGCACACCACAAUGAUUCCAUCACCUGUCAUUACAACAGCAUACUGGCUCACUCUACUUAACUCAGAUUUUAACCCUUUGUUCUAUGUUUUGCUUAGUAAAAGGUUUCAGAAAGCAUUGCAGGUUUUUUUAAGGAGAAUAUGUGGCAGAGAUCCUUUAACAGAUAUCCCUUCAUUUCAUCGAAGAAGAACAAGCUCAAAUGUUACAGGAAUCUCUCAGUUUCAUUGUCCUACUGAUCAACACAAUCAAGGAGAAAACACUGGCCCACAACCCAGUCCUGUUAUAAGUAGACAUAACAGUCAGAAGUUUAAUGAAUCUCUUCCAGGACACUUAUCGAAUUCUAGUGAACCAAGAAUCUCCUCUUAUGAAGCAGACAGUGAAAACAGAAGUGUCCUUUUAAAUCCCAGCAGUCUGCCAGAACAGUUUUUACGGGUGCCUAAUGCUUCACCAAGCCUAAUAAGACUUCCAUCUGUUUCGGGUGGAAAGAGAUCAAAGUUGGUUUGUGGAAAUAUUACUAUACAAGUCAGCUGUGAGGAGAACUAAAUAAGUAGCUGAACAAUAUCCAAUCCAUACCUUACUCCAUUGUAUUCCAUGGCCAUGUACUUAUUUGGCAAAAAGACCAAUACAUUUUAAAGUUCAUGUGGCCAAAUUAAGUUUUGUUGAAUUACUGAUGAAACAAAAUAAACAGCUAGGUCAGUAAACCGCUUAAUUGAUGGAACUGGACAGAUUUCUAAAAAGCAAACAAUUUUCAAGAACAUAUUGUCACCAUAUUGAAGAGUGACUAGCCAAUAUGCUUGUCAGUAUACCUUACAUACCAAAUCUGUGGAUUGAUAACCUUGUUAAUUACAUUUUGUAUAUUUUAGUUUGACCAUAAAAUACAAAUAAUUCACUUUGUAAACAUGUUUUUGUAACUUUGGCCUAACACUUUUUUGACAGCAAAACAAAAAUAUUUUUAUUUAUGUACCAUAUAGAUUUUGUCUUUGCAUAACUACUACUAACUAUUCAUAUGAUUUUGGUUUUUUUUAAGUCCUGAUCAGAACCAUCUACAUAUGUCUUAAAAAUAACUUUGUUGCCAAAUACAUAGUUUUCCGAAUUCCGGAAAGGCUGUCUCCCAUAGACUCCAUUUUAUCCAAAUAAUGCAAAUUUUAAAAAAAU
Molecule: messenger RNA, 2090 nt
Organism: Xenopus laevis (African clawed frog)
Lineage: Eukaryota; Metazoa; Chordata; Amphibia; Anura; Pipidae
Product: dopamine receptor 2
Exons: 2
Coding region: 18-1478 (486 amino acids)
Source: RefSeq, a predicted model, not a curated record